Molecule: messenger RNA, 2184 nt
Organism: Onychostoma macrolepis
Lineage: Eukaryota; Metazoa; Chordata; Actinopteri; Cypriniformes; Cyprinidae
Product: serine protease FAM111A-like
Exons: 4
Coding region: 253-2136 (627 amino acids)
Biological process (GO): proteolysis
Molecular function (GO): serine-type peptidase activity
Source: RefSeq, a predicted model, not a curated record
CUAUGUUAAGACCGCCACUGAGUUCAGUGUCUUCGCAACACAGGUGUGUGUGGACUGAAAAAAACAGAAGAAGUCAAGACUUCACUUAUUUUGACAGUAUCCUGUACAGUCCAGAUUCUUUUUACAUUUGACAAGGGUGCGGAGGACAGACUGAGAGCAUAAGAGAGGAAACGAAAGAGAGAGAGAAAAAGAAACUACACAUACACUUCCGUGCUUCAUCCAGAUUAUUUUAAUUGUACAAUCAAGGAACCGAUGGCUCAUUCACUUAAGACAGAAGCUGAAGAGGGACCCUCAAAAGAUCUGCAGCAGAGGCCAAAAGGGGAAAGGCACACUUUCAAGUUCAGUACGAGAAAUGGAAAGGAAAUCAUAGCGGAAUAUGACACAUCCCAAACUGUGUUUGGAGCAAUUAAUAAGUUCGACACAUUUAGCAGUCCUGACAAGAUGGGGAAGGAAAUAAUAAUCAUAAGAUCCAAAGGCACAAUUUCUGGAGCAGUUGUGAAGACAGAUUUCCCCUGCUGUCUUAUUGAAGAUGAUGAGAACUUUAAAAUAAGCUUAUACAACAGUGAAAAUGCAUCUACAAAUCAGGAAACAACUACAGAUACUGACCCUCAAAGCUUAGUCACUUUUUACAUCAGAACGAGAGGGAAGAAAAUUAAAACAAUAAUGAAGAGCAGUGUUUUUGCGACAAACAACCUUGACUACGUUUGUGUAUUUGCACACAAAGGAGACAUUCUGGAAGAGGCUCUUCAGCGUGAUGGCAGAUUUAUUGAUAACAUUUUUGACAAUAGCAGUGAACUCAUUGAUGAUGGUGACAGAAGCUAUAAAAUGAAUUUGACUGUAGAUCAUUGUGAUGGCAUGAAAUUUCAGUUAUAUGUUAAUAAUCCUGGAAAAAAGCCAAAAAAUCGUGCAAAGAACAAUGGCAAGCCCAACAACACAGAACAAAAAACAACGCAAGAGAUAAAGACAAAAGUCACAGAUCCUUCAACUGAAAACCAUGCAGCUCAGAAUACUGCUGGAAAUUCUGGAGAUUUGGCUGGUGAUUCAAGUCAGAAUCCCAACAACACUAGGCAAGAAAAAAACCAAGAUGGAAACACAAAGUUCACAAAUCCUUCAACUAAACAGUAUGUCGCUAAACCCAUUGAAGAUUCUGAAGAGAUUCUGGAAAUGCUGCGUGAUCAGUAUCCAGUUUUACUGAAGCAAUUACAGCAGCGAAAGAAACUAAAGGACAAGUCUGAGGUCCAAAAGUUCUUCAGAGAAGAAUAUGGUAAGAGUGUUGAGAAUUUCUUGAAGGUGAAGAAAGUAAAGCAGCUCAUGAGACUCUCUGACUCUGUGUGUCAGAUUCGACAGGGAGAGUCUGCUUUAGGAACUGGUUUCUUGCUCUUCGACAGAUACAUCCUCACUAAUGCUCAUGUUAUUGGAGAAUCUACUGAUGUUACAAAAGUUAACACUGCAGAGUUCACAGCUGUAUUUGGUUAUGAAGACCUGGAUUCAAAGGAUAGCAAGCGCAUACCAGUUGAACAACUCACAGCUUACUUUCUUGGAAUGGACGAUGAAGGAAGGUAUCUUGACUAUGCUCUUCUUGAACUUGAUGAUGUUGAAAACACUGCUAAGUAUCCUGAUUUGCUUUAUUAUUACCGUCCAAACGCUCCUAUUAACAGAGGUCAGAUCUGUAUUGUUGGACAUCCAGGUGAAGGGGUUAAGAAAAUGGACCCCUGCUUCAUCAUUGAGAGGGACAAUCGACUAGAGGCUGCAAAUAAACAUGCAUCCGAGAAUCAACAUUUAAUUCAUCUUAUAAAGGAAAAGUACUCGGAACAGAAAUGGGACUUUUCAGCAUAUGAAAACGAGAUUACUUAUAACUCUUGUUUCUUUCACGGAUCUUCUGGCUCUCCAGUUUUUGAUGUAGACUGCAAUCUGAUUGGCAUCCACACUGGUGGCUAUAAGUACAAAGAAGAAGGAGAUACAACUUGCAGCGUUAUGGAAUAUGGCUUUUCCAUGCAGCCCAUCCUGGAUAGCAUCAGAGCACAGGCUAAGAUAAAAGGUUUGCCAAAUAUCAUCAAUGCCAUAGAUGCCUACAGCAAGCAACAGAAUCAGAUCGACACUAAGAUGGAAAGUGCUGAAGAGUCCGACAAGAAUUGAAUUAAUCUGUCCACACGUCUGUGCUGCCAUUUUUUGUGACUGCAAAAC